This is a messenger RNA of Kazachstania africana CBS 2517, 2091 nucleotides long. It is a transcript of the gene SKG6, whose product is annotated as Skg6p. The record is from RefSeq and is a predicted model, not a curated record. The transcript has a single exon. NCBI's taxonomy places the organism in Eukaryota, Fungi, Ascomycota, Saccharomycetes, Saccharomycetales, Saccharomycetaceae. The coding region runs from base 1 to 2091 and encodes 696 amino acids.
AUGAUUGAUUUAGAUUCAUACACUUAUGUCAGUCUCGGGUAUAGUUCAGUAACGACGCAUAUGCCAUUGGAAUUGCACAAGAGGAAAGUUGCAUCGAGUUCGACAUCGAGUGGUAAAUCAAGUAAAUGUACAGGGACCAAACAGGAAUGUGAGAAGCCUACUGAUAGCACAAUGGACGUUACGGUUGCAGUCGCAGUCGUAGUCCCUGUGGCUGUCAUCAUUAUCGUUCUGAGUGUCAUCUUAUUCAUGGUUUAUAGAAGAAGUAAAAAAGAAGCACAGGAAGAUAAUGAUCCCGAUUUUGACGGGGAUGCAGAGUUUAUCAGUAAUGGAUACGCCAUGAAGCAUAAUUUUGAGGGAUCUAAUGACUCACAACACGACAUGAAGGAAGAGUUCAAUCAAGCAUAUUAUCAGACAGGACGUCCGGAAGAAAACCCAUUCAAUGAAAAUUACAAUGACCAUACUUGGUCUGUAAAUCCUUUCAAAUUGCCAGAAACGGCUGAUGCUGGUUCAUUAAGGAACUUUGCCAGGGAAAUUGAAAAUGAUAAAGUUGGUGGUUACCAAUUGGCACAUAUCCAGUCGAGAGUUGCAAGUAGUUCUUCUUUAGCAUUGGAUCAAAUCGGUAGAGGCUCUUUUGCCGCAAGGAACGGGUCUGCCGUGGGUAUGUCCAUCCAUAAUCGUAGCGGCCUUGAUAUGGUCGGUAAUGUCACACCAAGUCGUCAAAGUGAGACAGACGUUGCUUCUACUUCAAGUCCUGGGGAGUAUAACAAUUACAAGGAAAGUCCCCUACAAAAUAAAGGAAAUAGAGAAAAUGUUCCUCUCAGUAUCGAAAGUAUAGGUAUAAAAAAUGACGAAAAUGUAGUGGAGUCCAAUUAUGAUGCUAGAACGAAGCAAAAAUCCCAGAAUGUUAUGAAUAAAUCUGUCAGAGUUCAAGAUGUAAAAUAUGAUGAUGGUAAUGAUGACUAUGCAGUUCAAUUAUCUGAAACAGAGGAAGAAAACAUUAAGCGUAUGAAGAGCAUUUAUCAGGUUUAUUUAGACAGAUCUGGCACAAUGAAACAAAAUGCACAAUUAGAAAAAGAUGCCGAUGAAAUAAACUUUGAAGUUGAAAAUCCAAGUACUUCGUUUUCUCCAACACCAUCAAAUGGCGUGAACGAUGAAAAUGCAGUUCUUGUUAACGAACCGUCACAAGAAGUUUUCCAAAGUUACUCUGAAGAUGUUACAGGCCAUACUGUAGAGCAGGUUGCAGAUACUUCAUAUCAGGAUGAGGGGAGUCAAAAUGAAAGCGUUGAGUCUACCAACCAUUUGGCUCCAGUUGACAAUACGGCAACACGAAAAUCACACAGAAUUGCAUCCUCAAUAUAUUCCGAAGCGCCAAACCUUGCCCUACAAGAACAAAGGCAACAGUACCAGAACAUACAACAGCAAUUAUCCCCGCAAGCAUAUAACAAUAUGCCUCAACAAUAUCCUUACCAGUUGCAGGGCCAAAUGCCACCUGUUCCUCAGAUACCACCGCAACAUAGUCAUCCCCAAACAUUGGAAAGCAUUAAUGAACUACCAGCCCCAGCUCACCUACUACAAUCAUCGUCUACACAUUCCUUGACUUCAUUUAAGCAACCAAGUAAGCAACAAAUGCAAAUUCAAACGGCUAGACUAAACGGCACAGCAUUAAAUCCUGUAGAUCAUCCAGAAAUGUUCUACACUCCAAAUAAUAAUUCCUAUGGACCUAUUCCUAACGACAAUAUGAGUUAUACAAGCAACAAUACGAUAGGCAAUGGCCAAGCGCCCUUACCUUACCAAAUGAGACAAAGUAUUGUGAUGACCAAUCCUGCAGAUAUCCAAAUGAACAACACGUAUAAACCGGCGGGCUCUCUAAGAAAUUAUAACCUACCCAACUCAAGAAAUAAUAGCUUAACUACUACUGGUAAUUCUUACUAUAAACAACUACAAAAACAAGCUGAUGCGCGUGUUAGUGGAAUUUUGGAACCAUCUGAUGUUGUUCAACCACCAAAUGCUGUCGGUAUCAUCCCUCACAGUGGAUCUAACGACGAUUUAAGAAGACAGUUAGGUUCUUCGCAUGACUAUAACAACGUAUGA